AUGCAGAUCCGAGCGCCGCCUCCGCAAUGGGGCGGUGCACGAUGCCAGGGGGUGGUCCUGCGGCAGGCGGAAGGAUACCCAGAGGUGCGGAUCUUUGCAUCUCCUACGUCAGGUGCUGCGGUGGUGGGCACAGUGCCCAGUCAGAGCAGCGCGAUGGAACUCCAAGCUGUCGAUGCCUUUAUACAGGUGCAGGUGGGCGCACUAUGCGGCUGGGUCGGCGCGAAAAACGUGGUCCGAAGUCCCGCCGCCUCUUCCAGGACGCCCUGGCCAGCACAGGCACAGCAAGCAUGGGCCCCAGCGUUGCCGCCGAACCCGGUCGUGGCGCCGCCCCUGUCGCCCUGUGCUGGCGCAAAGCCUCUGUUCACCUUCGAGGACUCAUCAGCAUACCCUGCUUCUCCAGCGAGCGCGGCGAGCGCCUCGCCUUCUUCCUGCUCCGGCAGCGCGGGCUUCAACCCCUCAUGGAGCCAGGCAUCUGUGAAGGUGCCUGCCUCCUUGCCAAGCUACGCCUCGCCCAGCGCAGGGCGCCUGGCAGGCCCAGACUACGGCUGGAUACGAAAGGCAAACGGCCCCGGCGAGCGGCAGCUGAGGCGCUCAGCUGCAGAGGAGACCAUAGCCGCCUGCGAAGCAGGCGGCUAUGUCCUGGACGGUCGGCAGUUCGACUUAGGUGCAGUCGCCUCCAUGUGUGCGCAGACGCAUCUUGUGCACCAUGCCGCCCCAGCGAGGGGCGGAGGAUCGAGGGCGCGGUGGCAGCGGCAUCGCCCAGGCCUUUUGAUUGACGUGGCAUGCGAGCUGACAUCCCGGCAUCGAAAAGUUGCUGUGGUCAAUGCUGCAUCAGCCUACCAUCCAGGUGGGGGGUUCCUCACAGGAGGUCGUCAUGCCCUCGAGGAGUCGCUCUGCAUGCGCUCCACUUUCUCCUUGUCGCUGCGGAAGGCUUCUGCGCUGGCGAGGGCUGAAAAUGUCGCCCCGCCCAAGAGCUGCCAGCCGGCUACGCAGCAGGGCAGGCCCUGGACGUGCCACAUCCCCGAACUCGGCUGCUUGGUUUCCCCGGAGGUCGAGGUUUUCCGUGGUGGCACCGAUGUGGGCUACCCUUUCCUCUCACAGGUGUCCAAAGUCGCCGUGAUCAGCGUUGCGAUGCCGAACCGCAAUCCGCAGGUGCGAGAUGCCCCUAUCGACGCCCCGCCAGAUCCUAGCAGCUAUCAAGCCCUGAUCCUCCAGAAGUUUGCUGCGGUGCUCGCCUCCGCCGGCCGGGUGCUAGGGCCGGACGGUGCGCUUGUCAUUCCGGAUGUCGGCUGCGGGGCGUAUGGCAACGAUCCCAAGGAGGUCGGAUCGCUCUUGGGCGAAGCUCUGCGGCAGCAGCCAGGGCUCUUCGCAGAGAUUCACCUCGUCGGCCAAGAUGGCUUCGCUGACGCAGCAGAAGGCACAGCGAAGGGGUGGUGUUGA
Molecule: messenger RNA, 1440 nt
Organism: Symbiodinium natans
Lineage: Eukaryota; Dinophyceae; Suessiales; Symbiodiniaceae
Source: the annotation of a GenBank genome assembly